Fraxinus pennsylvanica is the source of this 1722-nucleotide messenger RNA. NCBI's taxonomy places the organism in Eukaryota, Viridiplantae, Streptophyta, Magnoliopsida, Lamiales, Oleaceae. The record is from the annotation of a GenBank genome assembly.
AUGGUGAUGGCGGGUGGCUUUAUUCACCACCACCAGUACAAUCAUCUUCUCUCCAUCCAGUCUCCUAAUUAUAAUAUCUACUGCUAUAAUCAUAGUUAUUGUUUCCCUAAUUCCACUGUUCCACCUUUCAAAUCUUUUACUACUGCCAAAAUCAUCAAUAGUAAUUCAGCGAAAUUCCGAACAAUUCCCAAAUCUUCGUCCAAGAAAAACCCCAGUACUAUACCUCAUUCUCCUCCUGAAAAACCUAUAUCACUGGGUGCAGAUAAUGGGGUCAAAACUCGGGACCUGGAUAACGACUCGGGUACUACUGUAUUAUUGCAUCGUCUCAGGAAAGAAUUUAAAUUGGAUGGACUGGGAAUGGAGAUUCUGUCAAUUGCAUUACCGGCUGCAUUGGCUCUAGCAGCCGACCCCAUCACUUCACUUGUUUCUACAGGAUUUGUUGGCCAUUUGGGAUCUGCUGAACUGGCCGCAGUUGGUGUAUCAGCGUCAGUGUUCAACCUAGUGUCAAAAUUGUUCAAUGUACCUUUACUCAAUAUUACAACAUCCUUUGUUGCUGAAGAGCAAGCCUUGGUUACCAAGGAUGCUGAUGAAUGUGAUCAAACUGCUCAAGAUAACCAGGCAGGUCACCAAAGCAACAUACUUCUUCCUUCAGUAUCAACUUCUCUGGCACUUGCUGCUGGUCUUGGCAUCAUUGAAGCUGUCGCACUUUCCACCGGCUCCAGCUUUUUAAUGAAUAUGAUGGGUAUACACGUUGAUUCACCAAUGCACAUGCCAGCUGAGCAAUUUCUUAAACUAAGGGCAUUCGGUGCUCCACCAAUUGUGAUAGCACUUGCUGCUCAAGGAACUUUCCGCGGAUUCAAGGAUACAAAAACACCUUUAUUUGCGGUUGGAGCUGGCAACUUACUGAAUGCAAUACUGGAUCCAAUAUUAAUAUUUUUUUUGAAUCUCGGUGUUGGUGGUGCUGCAUUUUCUACAGUGAUUUCUGAAUAUUUGAUUGCCUUGAUUCUACUGUGGAAGUUAAGUGACAAAGUACUAUUUAUUUCUCCAAGUAUCAAUGGAGGAAGGAUUAUUCAGUAUCUACAAUCUGGUGCUCUUCUAACUGGGAGGACUUUGGCGGCCCUUGCAACCACAACACUAGCUACAUCUAUGGCAGCAAGAGAAGGCCCCGUACCUAUGGCUGGCCAUCAGAUUUGUUUUCAAGUUUGGUUGGCUUUAUCUUUGCUUAACGAUGCUUUAGCACUUGCCGGCCAGACUCUCCUUGCUAGUGAUUAUUCCCAAGGGAAUUAUGGUCAAGCAAGCAAAGUGGCUUACAAAGUUCUGCAGAUUGGUAUGGUAAUGGGAGUAGCAUUAGCAGUAAUUUUGUUCUCCAGCUUUGAUGCACUGUCCAGCUUAUUCAGCACAGACUCAGGAGUUCUGAAAAUUGCCAGAUCUGGAACCUGGUUUGUUGCUGGGUCUCAGCCUAUGAAUGCUAUUGCUUUUGUUCUUGACGGGCUCUAUUAUGGGGUUUCAGACUUUGGAUUUGCUGCAUACUCCAUGCUGCUUAUUGGACUGAUCUCUUCAGUUUUCUUGCUGGUAAUUUCUCCCUUAUUUGGACUUGCUGGAGUAUGGAGUGGGCUGUUUCUCUUUAUGACUCUGCGAGUAGUAGCUGGAGCUUUCUGGCUAAGCACAAGAAGUGGACCAUGGAACUUGCUUCAGUCUGAUGUUGAGAAGGACGACACCUGA